Messenger RNA from Frieseomelitta varia, 1139 nucleotides. It is a transcript of the gene Xpac, whose product is annotated as DNA repair protein complementing XP-A cells homolog. Bases 183 to 1007 code for a protein of 274 amino acids. Gene Ontology annotation, cellular component: nucleotide-excision repair factor 1 complex. Gene Ontology annotation, biological process: nucleotide-excision repair, DNA damage recognition; UV-damage excision repair; base-excision repair. The transcript is spliced from 6 exons. Lineage: Eukaryota; Metazoa; Arthropoda; Insecta; Hymenoptera; Apidae. Gene Ontology annotation, molecular function: damaged DNA binding. The record is from RefSeq and is a predicted model, not a curated record.
AUUAAACUCAUAGAAUUAAAGUUCACGGAACACAGAACCGAUUUGCUUUUAAAACGAUUAAAUGGCGGACUGACAGUACUGAUCGGUGAUUGGUUGAAGAUGAACUGAAGAAUUGAAGUUAUACAGGAUAAAGUUUACUUAAUUGGAGAAAUAUUUUGUACUUUAAAAACAGUGUUAUAAAAAUGUCUACUAUAUUAGGAGCAAAUAGUCCAUCUAAAGAUGAAGUAUUAAUAGAGAAUUCUCAACAUUUUCAAGAGCGUGCAGAACGAAAUCGUCAAAAAGCAUUACUUUUAAAAAAGUCUAAAAUAGUUUCUCAUCCUUACAUAAGAAAUGAAGAUGGAGAUUCAGCAAAGAGUGUAUCCUUCAAAGUUCAAGGACAACGUGUCAUAGAUAGUGGAGGAGGUUUUCUUAUAGAAGAAAGUGAUGAAUUAGAAGAAGAAAUGUUAAAAAUAACAUCAGAUCCUGCUCCAAUACUUAUAGAUUUUCCUCAUUGUGAUGAAUGUAAAAAGGAAUUUAAAGAUUCAUACUUAUUACAGACAUUUAAUAUGUCUGUAUGUGAUAACUGCAGAGAUCCCAAGGGCAAACAUUCUUUGAUUACAAAAACUGAAGCAAAACAAGAGUAUUUAUUAAAGGACUGUGAUUUAGAUAAAAGAGAACCUCCAUUAAAAUGUAUCACUAAGAAGAAUCCCCAUAAUGCAAAUUGGGGCGAAAUGAAACUGUACUUGCACCUACAAGUAGAACAGAGAGCUUUAGAAGUAUGGGGUUCUGAAGAAAAAUUAUUAAAGGAAAAAGAAUUGCGUGAUAUUAAAAAGGAAGAGACUAAAAUAAAAAAAUUUAAUAAGAAGAUUAAACAAUUAAGAAUGCAAGUCAGAAGUUCGUUGUAUGAUAAAACAUCAAAAGCAUCUCAUACACACGAAUUUGGAGAAGAUACAUAUAAUGAACAUGAUGAUACAUAUACACACAUUUGCAUUUCUUGUGGAUAUGCAGAAACAUAUGAAAAAAUGUAAAUUUUAUAAUAAUAAUGAAUAUUAUGAUAUUUAUUAGAUUGUUUGUAUAAUUUUCUUAUAUUGAGAAAUUACUUAUAACUCAUAAAAUGCGUACACAUAUUAAAAAAGGAUAAAAAAAUGACAUCUCUUAUU